AUGGAUAUGGGUGCCAACUCGCUGCCGUCGCCGUCGUGCCCCGACGGCAGGAAGCGGCGCGUGUGCUACUACUACGACCCGGGCAUCUCCAACGUCGACUACGGCGAGGGACACUCCAUGGUGCCCCGCCGCGUCGCCAUGACCCACGGCCUCGUCGCCUCCUACGGCCUCCUCAACCACAUGACUCGCCUCCGCACCAGGCCGGCCAGCCCGGAGGAGCUCCUCGCGUUCCACGACCAGAAAUACGUCGACCUCCUCGGUAGGCUCACCCCCGCCGGGUACAUCAGCGACGCCGACCUCCGGCGGACAGCCGAGGAGCAUGGCAUCGGUCCCGUGCGCCGCUGGGACGGCACCUACACGAACGACAAUCCCGCCAUCGAAGGCCUCAUGGGGUACUGCCUGAGCUACGCCGGCGGGUCGCUGGCCGCGGCGCGCGCGCUCUGCAGGGGCGACCACGACGUCGCCAUCAACUGGUCCGGCGGCAUGCACCACGCGUGCCGGGGCCACGCCAACGGCUUCUGCUACGUCAACGACAUCGUGCUGGCCAUCAAGCAGCUCCUCGGCCGCUUCCCGCGCGUGCUGUACGUGGACAUCGACGCGCACCACGGGGACGGCGUGGAGAAGGCCUUCGUGGACUCCAACCAGGUGAUGACGCUGUCCUUCCACCAGUACGAAAGCCAGUUCUUCCCCGGCACCGGGAGCAUCGACGACGUUGGCGAGGGGGCCGGCAGGUACCACGCCCUCAACGUGCCGCUCAAGAAGGGCAUGGACGACCAGGGGUACCAUGAGCUGUUUAAGCCGAUCGUCGGCAAGGCCAUGCAGGUGUUCCAGCCGGACGCCGUGGUGCUGCAGUGCGGCGCCGACUCGCUCUCCGGCGACCGGCUCGCUGGCCUCGAGCUGUCGGUGGGCGGCCACGCGGAGUGCGUCAAGUACCUGCGGGGAUUCAACGCGCCGCUGCUCCUCCUCGGCGGCGGCGGCUACACCAUUAACCACGUCGCCUCCUGCUGGUGCUACGAGACGGCGGUCGCCGUGGGCAAGGAAGACGAGAUCGCCGACGAGAUACCACACCAUCCGUACGAUCACUACUACAGGAGCCAGGGUUACAAGCUCCAGUGCCGCACGGAGGCGCCCGGCAGCCGCAGCAGCGGGGAGAAUAAGGACGCGGCCGCCAUUAGGGUGAAAGCCCUGGAGCACCUCUCGGCGAUCAACUGCGCGCCGAGCAUACAGUUCCACGAGCCAUGCGCCGCGGCGGCCCAAGGCAUGGACGUCGACGACCUCUGCCACGACGACGACGACGACGAUGAUGAAGAAGAAGAAGACCCCAUGGAGAGGCUGCACCGGCUGUGCGACAACGCGGACCUCGCCGGGUUUUUCGUGGAAUUGGGGCGGAAGCACAGUCUAUCGUCCUCUGCCAUGGGUUGA
Molecule: messenger RNA, 1422 nt
Organism: Triticum dicoccoides
Lineage: Eukaryota; Viridiplantae; Streptophyta; Magnoliopsida; Poales; Poaceae
Product: histone deacetylase 2-like
Exons: 2
Coding region: 1-1422 (473 amino acids)
Biological process (GO): epigenetic regulation of gene expression
Cellular component (GO): nucleus
Molecular function (GO): histone deacetylase activity
Source: RefSeq, a predicted model, not a curated record